CCACGCAUUAAGUUGUGUAUCUUUCUACGGAAUAAUUCAGUCUGUGCUUGAUCGUCUUUUUGGGCUUGUAUAAAAUUUUAUUUAUAAUUUAACAAGUAUAUUAAAUUUUUAUUAAAAUAAAUAAAUACAUAUAAAAAUAGACACACCCGUUGUGUUAAUUGUUUAAAAGUCUGCCAAGUAAAAUUAUUACAUUUGGUCAUAAGACAUAUUUUCAUUCAAAAAAUACAGACAGACAGACACUAGUAUUUUUUUUUUUUUUUUUAUUUCUAAUUAGUCUCAUAUUAAAAAAUACUCUUCGAUUGUGUUUAUAAAAAAAAAAAAAAAAAAAAAAACAUUCUAAACAGUGUUUUUAUUUUGUUAAUAUAAAUAAAAAAAAAAAAACAAACAUUUUUAUAAAUAAAUUUUGUGACAUUUUGCUUGUUUGUGAAAAUUUCAAUUAUAAAAAAAUUUUUUCAUUAUUAACUAUUUUUUUUUGAAAUUAAACAAGCAAUAUAUAAAUUACUGCUGUGAAAUAAUUAUUCAACAAUUUUAUAAGAGUGUUUCAAUUAACUUUUUUUUUUUUUUUUUUUUUUUUUUUGUUACAAAAAAAAAAAAUAGCAAAUAAUUAGAUUUUAUAUAGAAUCUCAAAAACAAAAAAAAUAAUUAAUUUUGUGCCAUGGCGAGUUACGGUGAUAUGACAGGAUCUGCAACUGUUGAAAAUAGCAGAACGAGUCUUCGAAGAAUGGCACGUCAUGAAGAGCCUGAAUUUAGUAAUGCAAGUAUAUUGUAUAGUAUGGAAAAAUUUGUAAAAGCAGUCAAUGAAAUGGAAGAAACAAUACUUGUACCAUCAAGAUUAUUAGAUCUUGCUGUUGGUGAUUCAAAUGAUACUGUUAGUCAAAAAGGUUUGAGUAACAUAAAUACAACAAUGCCACAUACUGAUUUAUAUCGUUUAUAUAAUAUUGUCAAUAAAAUGAAACUUGAAUUACUUUGGUCACAAAAAUCAACUGAUGAAAAUAAUGAUGAUGAUGAUAUUGAUAUUGAUGAUAGACGUACAACAAAAUCAUCAUCAACAUCAUUAACAACAACAACAACAUCAACAACAUCAACAACAUCAACUGAUCAUGUUAGACUUGGUCAUGCACGUUGUCCAAGUACAACAUCAAUGCAAAGUGUACAAAGUGCAUCAUCAUUAAUAUCAAGUUCAAGUUCAUCAAGUGAUACAGAUUCAGAUGUUGGUAUUGAAAUUGAUUCUGGUAUGGAAACUGAAGAUACUAUUAAUGAUAGAUAUGCAAAUCAAGCUGCUGAAAAUUUUCGACGUCAUUUACAUGGUCUUCAUCGUAGCAUUAAACGUAUGACAAAUGCUGCUGAAUAUCUUACACUCAGAUAUCAAGCUGAUGUUGGUGGACAAGCUUGAUUUUAUCUUUGUUAGAAAAUAUAUAUAUAUUAAUUUACAUAUAUAUAUACUUUUUUUUUUUUUUAUUUAUUAUCCAUUUGUCUCGUCUUCUUUGCGUUAAUAAUUUCAAAAUAAAUAAAAAUAACAUUUGAAUUAAUUACAUUUAAUAUUAUUAUUAUUAUUAUUUUUGAUCUUGUCAGUUUUCAAAAAGAAGAAAGAAAUUUUUCUUUUUUUUUUUUUACAUGAAAUAAAAUUCAGGGAUAUAUCUUGUAGAUUAUAUUACUUCAAGUGUAUAAUAUUUAAAAAAAAACGAACUGAGUGGAUAUUUAAAAAAUUAAAAAAAAAAAAAAGUCUGCGAAUAUAUGAAUUGUAUGAAUGGUUAAUUAUUAUUAUUAUUAUUAUUUUGAUGAAUGAUUAUUGAAAUAUAAAAUGAACAACAAAAUAAACAAAACAAAAAAAAAAAAAAAAAAAUUGUGAAAUAUGAAAUGAUGAAUGUGCAAGUGCGUGAUGGUAUACAUAUAUGUAUUUUUUUUUUUACUUUUUUUUUUUUCUUGUGUAAUUAAAGUUUGGAUACUAUGAAUUCAGGUAAUCUACUAUUGUAAUUGGGUCAAUGAAUUGUCGUGAAUUUUAAAUACAAAUCUUAUAAUAACAAGUAUGUGAUUUAUAACACUGGGCUAAUAAAUUAUUUGUUUCAAUUGUGUGUUACAAAAAAUAUAAAUAUCAGACAAUAGAUAAUUG
Aphidius gifuensis is the source of this 2110-nucleotide messenger RNA. RefSeq names its product sestrin homolog. Gene Ontology annotation, cellular component: cytosol. The transcript has 2 exons. The record is from RefSeq and is a predicted model, not a curated record. Lineage: Eukaryota; Metazoa; Arthropoda; Insecta; Hymenoptera; Braconidae. The coding region runs from base 656 to 1393 and encodes 245 amino acids. Gene Ontology annotation, biological process: regulation of lipid biosynthetic process.